AUAUAAGACCAUGCACGGCAGAACCAUGCAAAUUAAAGAGAGGCACUGACAUAACUAUGGUUGUCAUCUUUGUCGCAGGUGGGAAUGCUAUGAAGGCUACAUCAGUCGUCCAUGGUAUAAUCGGUGGAGUGGAGUUCCUAUACCGUUUCCACUUCCACAUCCAGAUGCAUGUACAGGCGCUUCUCUUCUACCCUGCCCUCUUAGUGCUGGCACUCAAUAUACUUACACUUCGACACUGUCAAUUUUUCUGUCUUAUCCAUCGCUCAAAUUGGUCGUGGAAUGGGCAGUACAGAAUGAAAAACAACAAGACUUGUUUUGUUUUGAAGUGCCUGCACAGAUCAUCUAGCACGCAGCUUAGGGUUGGGGGUCGGAACCCCAUAGUAAUGCAGAAAUACAAUUCCUUCAAUUGCACGAGUAGGCUUCAGUAACAACAUGCAUAGAUUCAUACGCAUGGCGGAAAUACGUGCUUAGAUCAGACACGUACUAUCUUAUAUGCCUCACAAUAAUCAGAUACAAAUGUAUUGAAUAAAAAUAAAACGCAUUUUUUAA
Molecule: messenger RNA, 549 nt
Organism: Saccoglossus kowalevskii
Lineage: Eukaryota; Metazoa; Hemichordata; Enteropneusta; Harrimaniidae
Source: RefSeq, a predicted model, not a curated record